Messenger RNA from Linum trigynum, 1400 nucleotides. NCBI's taxonomy places the organism in Eukaryota, Viridiplantae, Streptophyta, Magnoliopsida, Malpighiales, Linaceae. The record is from the annotation of a GenBank genome assembly.
UACAAAACUCAUCAAAACGACUCUUAUCUUUAAUAAUACUUUUGAUUGAGCUAUCCGUAAAGAUCGAAAGAUCAUCAACAAAUUUCAAGAUCUUUUGUACAAGGUUUGGUCUACUUUUGGAAUGCAAAAUCUGUGUGGGUUAAUUUGGAUAAGAGGCCAUUUGGAUGCUAUUAAUUAAUUAAUCAACAGCGCCUGACCUCUUGCAUUAUUAUCAUGAAAGUAGAGACAGCGUACAAUGUGGAUAAAAACUCAGAAAUCCUAUGGCCACAAUUCAAAGCAGCAGUGGACGACAACAGAAAAAAAAGAAAGAAAAAGAGAAAGCAAAAUUGGCUGUUACUGUUAGGAACGGGAAGAAGAAAGAAAAAUAGAACUCCAAAAGAAAGGAAGAAAGAAAAUGAUGAGGCAGUAUUCUUUGAGUCUCAUCCCUCAGGCUUCUUUACCUUGCUUUUCUCCCCAUCACGCCAGGAAUAGCGUUAUUAUCAAUAGCUCAUUUACAUCGCCAAAGUUCCUUUCUAGUUUCCAUGUUGCACCAUCAGCUUAUCACAUUACCAAGCAACAUAGCCACAACAAGAAGCAGCAAACAAUAUGCAGCAACAGCAGCAGCAGCAGAAUUCUGCCCAUCUCAAAGGCUAGUGAUGGGGGCUUCUUCAACAGCGGCAGCAGCAGCAAAUUGUCCAUUCAACUUGGGGCACUUGUGGCCAUUCUUGUGCAGCCAGGAGCAGCAUAUGCAGUUACAGGGGUGAAUAAUGAGGAAGAUCUCACCUGGACGUUGAUCCAAGUAGCCAUUGUUGCCUUUUGGUACUUCAUUAUCAUGCCUCCUGUCAUAAUGAACUGGCUAAGGAUAAGGUGGUACAGAAGAAAACUGCUGGAAAUGUAUCUGCAGUUCAUGUUUGUCUUCCUCUUCUUCCCAGGGGUAAUGUUAUGGGCGCCAUUUCUCAACUUCAGGAAGUUCCCAAGAGAUCCAUCAAUGAAGUACCCUUGGUCUAAACCCGAAAAUCCUUCCCAAAUCAAGAACGAUUACCUCAAGUACCCUUUUGCCUCUCCUGAAGAUUAUGAAUAACAGAUAAAAGAAAACAACAAAGACGGACCUGAGAACCUCUUCCUCUUUUAUUGAUUCACUCACUGAUUAUAUGUUUUAAACUAAAUAUAAUUUCUUUUACCCAUUGAUCGUUGCUCUAAGCAUAUGUACAACGCACUGCAGUAUCCACUUCCACCAGAAACAAAAGAUACAAGAGUAUCCACUCACUUAAUGCAAUAUUAGCGCAGCAUUAGGAUUCGACUAUUGUUGUUACAUAGAUGCUAGAUGCGCCUUCGAGACCGAUUUCUACGGACUGAAUUUUUUUAUCUAUGGAUUUUAGGAUAGUUUUCUCGAAAUUCUUGAGUAAAGGAUAUCUUUGAUG